AUGGCUCAAGCAGGAAUGAAACGACGACGGGACGAGACGUCCCCACGACAGCCUCACAAUCAUAGCAGCAAUAAAGUCUCAGAGGUUAUCAUCGGAGGAAUUUCCUACAAGAGUGAUCGAUUUUACUUGAAUGCCGGACCCCCCCCCAAGGGAGAAACCACACCCGAAACGCCCAGCAAUGACGCGUCUCCUAAUCCAUUCUGUCAAUGUGGCGCUCAGUCAUGUCAUCCACCACCUCUUUUUGAUCGAGACCAGCUACUCAAAGAAAUGAUAGAGAGAAAUGAGCUGAAAGCUGCUGUCAUGGGUACCUUUACUUUUAGUCUACAAUUUUUGCGGGACGAGUAUCCUCAGUUGGUGGGGCCAAACGCUAACAUUCCAACGUUGGUUUUGCAUGGUCAAAAGGGUCUGAAAUACAUCAACGGAACAAACAAUGAGUCCGGUACUUUUCCAUCUCCGCUGCUACAAGAAGAAGAGGCCAAUUCAAACGAAUCCUGGGAUCCAGAGUCUCCAAACCACAGAGACGAGCCCUCCCCUUUUACAUCCUUGCACCUUGGCAAGAGUUUUCAUGCCACUCAAGUACUACCAACAAGUGAUGGCUCUAUCAAAGGUGUUACGGAAGAAAGGAAAAAUGUCAAAGGGAAGAAUAAUCGAAAAUGGCAAGCGGGUGUGCACCACCCAAAAUUCCUCUUGCUGUUUGAAACGACGGGGGACAUUAUUGUGGUCGUGUCUACGGCCAAUCUAGUUCCUAGUGCUACUUUGGAAGGGUCUUGGAUUCAGCGAUUCAAAAGGUACAAGGGGAAACCGCGGAAUAGGAAACGAUUUUCUCCAGCAAACAACUUUGGAUUUUCGUUGGCAGACUUUUUGCAUCAAUUGGGCAAGGCCAGUGAGGAAGGUGGAAUGAGGAUUGAUGCUUUUUUGAACCAAUAUAUGAACAUCAGACUAGGGGAAUUCUUUGGGCUCUAUCACUUUGAAAAAUCCAGUGUUUGUUUGGUUCCCACCCUUCCAGGUCAGUUUCGCACCAAGGAUGGCUCUGCGCAAAAGUACGGAAGGCAUCGCGUACAGAGCAUCUUGAGCAAAUUGGAGAAAGAUUUGCACAGCACACCAAAAGAUUGUCUCGUUAUGCAGCCCACCAGUAUUGGCCAAAACAUGCAAAUCGGCCCACUAGCUCAUAUCGGGAAAUCCUAUUUGAAUUGUUCUAAAAGUGAGGUGAACAAUGAUGUGCUGGGCCGCAUGUCCAUAAUUUGGCCUUCGUGGGAGUUUUUGGCCACGUUCACGGAGAAAGUAGCCGACAAACGACCCCCAAAACGAGAGCCCAGGAGGAACCAAAGCGAAAUACUAUACGAGAAAGGAGAGGUGGAAGACUUUGAUUGUUUUGUGUUUCUUUCCGCAGCGACAUUCAAUUCCUUGGAUAUGGAAUGCGUACAUCGGCUGGCCCACUUUCGGACAAGCCAUCCUUGUCAAUUUUCGAGUGAACCAUUGACUCCGCAUUUCAAAUCAAUCACUCGAAUAUGCAAGGAUCCAACUGUUUGCAAAAGUGAACUCCGGAAGGAAACGUUUUCCUGGUUUCUACUGACCAGCGCAUGUCUCUCCUUGGGGGCACAAGGGAAGGUGGAGAAAGAAGGGACACCGGACGAAACCAUAAAGUAUGCCAAUUUUGAACUAGGCGUAUUGUUCACCAGUGAGAGAGCCGAAAAGCAGUCUGGACGACUGUACUGUUUUGGGCCGCAAGAAUGCACCUCCGACGCAAGAAAGGCAUCCAACUUGAUUCACCUUCCCGUCCCUUACUCUCUCCAACAUAAUUUUUACUUGGAAGAGAACGAGGCAACCAUGAACGGCAUGCCAUAUUUCCAUGAAGUCAGGACCACAGACAUUGGUGGAAAUUUCUUGUGUACGCCGUACAAGCAGAGCAAGUACUUGGAUCGUGCAAAGGAUUCGGAGAAUAAGGAGAACAAGUCAAAGGUAGAGUGA
This is a messenger RNA of Cylindrotheca closterium, 1968 nucleotides long. NCBI's taxonomy places the organism in Eukaryota, Bacillariophyta, Bacillariophyceae, Bacillariales, Bacillariaceae. The record is from the annotation of a GenBank genome assembly.